Aplysia californica (California sea hare) is the source of this 1131-nucleotide messenger RNA. Its product is annotated as adhesion G-protein coupled receptor D1-like. Lineage: Eukaryota; Metazoa; Mollusca; Gastropoda; Aplysiida; Aplysiidae. The record is from RefSeq and is a predicted model, not a curated record. Gene Ontology annotation, cellular component: membrane. The transcript is spliced from 11 exons. Gene Ontology annotation, molecular function: G protein-coupled receptor activity. Bases 1 to 1131 code for a protein of 376 amino acids. Gene Ontology annotation, biological process: adenylate cyclase-activating G protein-coupled receptor signaling pathway; cell surface receptor signaling pathway.
AUGGAGCUGGGGGACACACUGAGGAAAGCCCAGAGCCAAGAAGACACUGGCGACGUGGCCGUAAAUCUUGUGAGUCCGGUGCUCAGUCUCAGAGCUUACGACGGCCACCACAAGCUAAACAUUAUCCACACGUUUACUUUGAGAACUACACAAGUCAAGGACAAAGAUCUUCACAGCGCGCUGUGUGGUUUCCAGACCACUAGUGGGAGAAACGUAACAUGGGAUACAUUUGGCUGCACCUUGGUCCAGUCAACUAAGAACAAAGAGAUCACGGAGAGCCUGAACAGCACGAGUUGUAACAAAACUGUUGACUGUUGUCUGGCACAUUCUACGUGGAAGGAACCUCGUCACACACGGGAAAAUGCCGUUACCUGUCGUUGUAACCAUACGACCAACUUCGCUCUUCUCAUGCGGGUUGUUGAUUUCGAGGUGAGCGCGGCGCAUGAGCUUGCUCUGAGCGUUGUAACGUACGUAGGCUGUAGCGUCACCUUGAUCACACAGCUCAUGGCUGUGACAGUUUUCACCUGUAUCAGGUCGCUUAAUUCUGAGCGAGUGUGCGUUCACCGGAACCUGUGCUUGGCCAUCAUCGGAAUGCAACUCACUUUCAUUUCCGGCAUCAAAGCCGUGGAGAAUAAGCUCCUGUGUUCCAUGGUAGCAGUGGUCCUGCACUAUUUCUCAUUGGCCUCCUUUGUGUGGAUGCUGGUGGAAGGCUUGCACUUGUACAGCCAGGUGGUGCGAGUCUUUGGCACGGAGAAAUCGCGUAUUUUGUACUACAUCUUCUUCGGCUGGGGUGUACCUGGCAUCCUUGUGUCUGUGUCUGCAGCAGUGGACUGGCAUGGCUAUGGUACCCGCAGAAGCUGUUGGCUGUCCAUAAGCAGAGCCACCAUCUGGGCGUUCGUUGGCCCCGCCGCUGCUGUGAUCGCGGUGAAUGUUCUCAUUCUGGGGAUUGUGCUGAGGAUCGUGGUGAGCUCGGCACGUGCUGACAGACAGCAAGAAUUUGACCAUGUCCGAUACGGGACGGCCAACACCUCACAUGGUGUGGUGAGUGCUAUCGCAUGUUGGAGACCCUCGUACAUGGAUGCUGGCCCGUCUUCAGGUCGACGUUCUCACGAUCCGAGCUAUCGACCAUAA